AUGACACUUAAAGCUGACCAGGACACAGAUGUCUCCUGCAAGAAAGCCAGGGAAAACAAUUUGGAGGCACUUCUAGGUCUGAUGAAGCUCAAGAGGGGGGAGUUAUUGUCUAGUAGCAGAAAAGUAAGGACCCACAAAAACGAUUUUCAAAAAGCGGUUCUGGUUGAUGUAUUUGCGAUAACCAAGUUUCCAUCCUCUGACACAAGAGAAGAUCUGGCGCUGAUAUUAAAUCACACAUCAAGGAGCAUCCAGAUUUGGUUUCAGAACAAUCGACACAGCAUUUCAUCCGAAGAGACCUGCGAAAUAAGAUUAAAAUUCGGAAUAGAUUCAGAUGAGGAAACAAACAGCAAAAAGAGGACGAUAGACAGAUACCUACUGGGUAAAAUUUUAGAAACUCAUUUAUCAGAUAGAACAAAAAUGGCAUGGGAUUCCUUCAUAAACUAUAUCCCGUUGAAUUUAGAAUAA
Vittaforma corneae ATCC 50505 is the source of this 465-nucleotide messenger RNA. RefSeq lists its product as uncharacterized. The record is from RefSeq and is a predicted model, not a curated record. NCBI's taxonomy places the organism in Eukaryota, Fungi, Microsporidia, Nosematidae. Gene Ontology annotation, molecular function: DNA binding. The transcript has a single exon. The coding region runs from base 1 to 465 and encodes 154 amino acids.